CAGACGAGACAGAUAUAACGCUCAAAGGUCUUGAAGCUAUAAAAUCGUGUGAACGCGUGUAUCUUGAGGCUUACACUAGCGUUCUUUUGGUUUCUAAAGAGAAAUUGGAAACAUUUUAUAGACGAAAUUUGAUUUUGGCAGACCGAGAAUUAGUAGAAACACAAAGUGAUGAAAUUUUGGCGGGUGCUGAUACCGUAAACGUCGCAUUUUUGGUAGUCGGGGAUCCUUUCGGAGCAACAACACACACAGAUCUUGUACUUCGUGCUCGAGAAUUAAACAUCCCGGUGACCACAAUUCACAAUGCCUCAAUAAUGAACUCAGUCGGUGCAUGUGGAUUACAGCUAUACAAUUUCGGUCAGACAAUCUCGAUUCCUUUUUUCACGGAUUCAUGGCGUCCCGAUAGUUUUUAUAACCGAAUAAUGGAGAAUCGAGGGUUGGGUCUGCAUACACUUUGUUUAUUAGCAGAUAUCAAGGUCAAAGAGCAAAGUAUAGAAAAUCUGGCUAGAGGUCGUAGAGUGUAUGAACCCCCGAGGUAUAUGACGAUCAAUCAGGCAAUCGAACAAUUGCUAGAAAUCGAAAAAAAUCGAAAAGAGAAUGCGUAUACAGGAGACACAUUAGCAUUAGGGAUUGCACGUCUCGGCUCACCGACUCACCAACUAAUAAAGGCUGGACCCCUCGAGCGAUUACUCGCAGAGGAUUUCGGGCCGCCACUACAUUCACUGGUGAUUGUUGGUAGUCGGAUGCAUGUACUCGAGGCUGAUUAUAUGCGACAUUUUGCGGUAGUGGUGCAAGAGUUUGAUGAAAUUGUGAAACGUGAUUUUAUUAAGGGUUGA
Messenger RNA from Ambispora gerdemannii, 833 nucleotides. Lineage: Eukaryota; Fungi; Glomeromycota; Glomeromycetes; Archaeosporales; Ambisporaceae. The record is from the annotation of a GenBank genome assembly.